This is a messenger RNA of Vollenhovia emeryi, 3925 nucleotides long. RefSeq lists its product as uncharacterized. Gene Ontology annotation, cellular component: nucleolus. The transcript has 10 exons. NCBI's taxonomy places the organism in Eukaryota, Metazoa, Arthropoda, Insecta, Hymenoptera, Formicidae. The record is from RefSeq and is a predicted model, not a curated record. Gene Ontology annotation, molecular function: transcription factor binding; RNA binding; transcription corepressor activity. Gene Ontology annotation, biological process: regulation of DNA-templated transcription. The coding region runs from base 52 to 3876 and encodes 1274 amino acids.
ACCCUUGAGCAACAAUUAAGGACAAAGUGAUAUACAGGGACACUCGGAGUGAUGUUUCUGAACGCAGCCCUGGGGAACGUCGGGAGGAGCAAGAUGGCCGCCGUGAUGGACAUACCGCGCGACACGCACAUGGCAGAAAUUACGAUCGCGGACGACUCUGGUCGGCGGUGGGCCGACAAGAUGAAUUCGACCGUGCUGGACAAUUUUCACAAGCUGAAGGACAGCAACCAGGCCGUGAGGCUCAACGCCGGGGUCGCGCUGCUCCAUCACCUGCUUCAACGUAACACGGAUCAGGAGGAGUUGAAUUAUGCGCUGGUCAGACUUGUGCGCAGUCUGGGAUCCUCGAAGACGGCCACGAGAAAGGGAUCCUACAGCACCUUGACGGUCUUCCUGAGGAUGCGCGAUGACACGUCGCCGGAGAAGCUGCUGGCCAUAAUGGACUCCCAGUUGCACCCGGCUGGCAGUAAUCCUAAGAGCGAGAACGCUGAUAUACACAUGGGACGUAUACUGCUGUGUGGUGCGUUGAUAAGAUCCCAGUUAUUCGCUCAAAUGAGUCACGAGACGCUGGAACGGACGCCUGAAGUCUCCAAGAUCACGGAGAUCCUGGUGAAUUCUGGCAAACAGCGCAGCUACCUGUCGGCGAUCUCCGUUAUGUUUCUCGCGGAGUUCGCGUCUCAGCUUCGUUCGACAGUUCUACAGAAUAUCUGGCCAAUUAUUGAGAAGGAAAUUGGCAAGCCGUGGCCUGAACAAACUUUAGAUACUUUUUAUAUGCUACUUGUUCUUAAUACAUUCGAGAUGCCAUGUUGGCGCCCAUUUUUAAAACAACACUUCAAUGUGCAUCAGAUUAUUGGCGAGAAUACUGUGGAGGAUAUUGCUAGACUCUUGAUGAGUUUACCACGAACUACCUCUUAUCGUCGUCAUCCGGUGUUCAAGGUAUUUUGUGAGGAGCUAGUAAAGACUAAACACGUGACAGACUUCUUCACAUACAUCGAUCAGAGAUUUGUAAAACCAUCCAAGAUUGAUGAAUAUAUAGCUGUAGAACUUUUACGGCUAAUACUUGUUGAUGUUAAAAAUAAAGCUGUAAUAUCAUCACUAGUUCUUCCAAAUUUACUGCAACACAUGUUAAAGAGAUUUUCUAGUUGUAAGAGGAAUAAUAACGAUGAAGUUUUGGUAACAUUCAGAAAAGUUUUACAUCUGAUAGCGUCUGCUACAAAUGACAAAGACAUGGAGACAAAUGAACAGCUGUGUAUAUUGAAGAGGUUUAUAUUGCACCCGAGUGAUUUAAUGAUAGAAAAAAAGACAGGUGUCAAGGUGAUUCAAAUAAUUACAGGAAAUCUGAGGAUGGAUGGUAUUAAGAAAUUAUGCGAGUUGUAUAGAAAUAUUAUAGAACAUCAUAGCAAGAUGGCUAAAGAAAAAGAAGGUACAAAGACAGAAUGGACAAAUGCCGAGCGAAAUUACAUAGCGCAGCUAUUAACAAGAUUGAUGGGUCGUCAAGAGACAUUCUCAGAUCAAGACUGGAGACUUGAGCAACUUACGUUCCUGUUCAAUUAUGGAUUAUGUGAAGUGUCAAAUGUUGGCAUAGAACUAGCGCAACAAUUGAAGGAUUGCUUUUAUCGUGCCCUGGAUCAUAAAUUACCAAAAUUGGAUAACGUGCGAAGUCUGUUAAGCGCACUCAUUCACGAUAUAGACUCAAAGUUGCAGUGCAACGCGAUCCGAUUAAGAACGCCAUUAAACGACGCAGCGUCCGAUGCUUGGAAAAAAGUGAUAAGCUUGAUUGGGAAACUCGAGAAGAAUAUAAACAAUUCGGAAGCCUUGCCGAUAUUUCACACAAUGAAUUUACAUAUGGGUCUGCAGUUAUUCUCAGAUCCUGAAACGGCAAUUAUGUCGAUUAAUGAGCUCCAGUGUUGUUAUGAUAGAUUGAAUAAAAAGUCCAAGAAACACAAAAAGCUCAAUAACGCAGCUACGGAAGAGGAGCCAGAAUGGGUCGAAGUAGUAGUGGAUCUUUUGUUAUCUCUUUUGUCCAAAAACGAUCAUUUAUUCCGUUCAUUGGGCGCUUGUGUGUUCCCACAUAUAUGCCCGUAUCUGACUUCAUCUGCAGUUCAUCAGAUAUUGGCGGUACUGGAUGUAAAAAAUACUCAAAAGACACUCACCACGAAGAGAAAUGACAAUGAAGAUUCCUCGGAUAUGGAAAGCGAGUUGGAGGAUAGCGAGAACGAUGAUGAUGAGGAAGAAGAGGGGGAGGAGGAGGAGGCAAGUGUUUUAAAUAAUGACGGUUUAUCAGAGAAUGAAUCCCAAUCUGACGCAAGUGAGGACGAGGACGGGGAUGAAGAUGACACGGUGACCGAUAAAUUGAGACUGGCGCUACGUCAAGCGCUGGGCGAUGCCGCGAUGCAAACCGAUGACGAGGACAUCGACGUGGAUCAAAUAGGAGAGGAAGAGGGCAAACGAUUGGAUAAAUCGUUAGCAGCGGCGUUUAAAAUUCUCCGGGAGAACCGUCAGGCUCGUUCCAAAAAGCAAGGGAAAACGAGCCAGGCGUUGAUGCACUUCAGGGCUCGCGUUAUAGAUUUGUUAUCUAUUUAUUUAGAUACUUGCCCGUCCAUGGCGGUCACUCUAGAUAUGAUCGUGUCGCUCUUCGCUCUGUUGGAAUUCUGUAUAAAGGAUCCGCAUCAGGGGCCACUCGCGCAUAGAAUUCGGGCUUGCUUGAAAAAGCUGUCGACGGUGAAAAAAUUCAACGAUACAAUAGGUGUCGACGAUGCUUUGCUAACGACCGUGUUAAAGGCUCUGAUCGAGAAAGGAGAGCGUUCUGUCUUGGUCUGUCAGGAACUCAACGAUAAAUUGGCUGAGUGCUGUACCUUCCUCGUAAGGUGCGCGCAACAAGCUGACUUGUCCACUAAGAGCAUUGUAGAAAUUUAUGGGAAAAGUUUAACCGCGUUCUUUAAGAAGAGGGACUGCGUGCUCUCGUCAAUAUUGUUCAAGAGUGUAUUACAGUUGUGUUGGGAGGAUAACUGGCAGUUGGCUAGUCUGCUGGUGGACUUUGCUUUCGACAGCAGUAUUCGAUACUUCCGCAGGAAUCAAGCGUUGGAGCUCCUACUAAUUUUCUAUAACAACAAUCGACUGCUGAACAUGGAUACGAGACAUGUCGACGUGAGAAUGAAACUGGAAACGACGCUUUGUAAAAAUACUAUAGACACGCUCAAGGAAACGUGUGACCUACGUGUGAACGAUAACGGACAAUCCGCUUCGUGUAACAACGUUGGCGCGCAGAAGAAAGUUCUGCAGAAAUUUAUCGGGCAUCUCUUGGCGCUGUUGCGCGUCGUUCACUCGCGUCAUUUGCCACAAGCAUGGGAUUGGCAGAGCGUUAAAGCGACGUUGACCAAGUACAGGAGCCAAAACGCUCUUUUCGGAGAUGCGAAAACUGCCUACAAGAAACUAGCAGCCGAAAUUGGAGUGCCUCUUAAUGUGCCAUCAACGAAGGGUGAUACUGAGCCGAACAGUCUCAAUGGUACUGUUGCACAAAGUAAUGGCAAACAAAGCAACGUCGGGUCUCAAAACGGCAAAGCAAGUGACUCUGAAGAAGAGAAAGAACCGGAAGAGGCCGCACAGAGCAAUAAUGAGCAAAGGAAAAAGAAAAAGAACAAGAACAGACAAAGGGACAAGCGAUUACUGAAGAAAGAAGCGCGUGAGUUACGUGCGAAAGUUAUGUCUGAGGAUAUAGAGCUGUUUAAAUUUAGCAGUGCCAAUUUGCCGGAGGACGAAGACGCGGCGGAGGUUCUUCAAAACGGAGAUUCUGCGAUCCCGGAGACGCCGCGGAAGAGGAAUCGGGCGACGGAGGAGGGACGCGAGCACAAAAGAAGAAAACGUACCAAUCGUACUUGAUACGAUUUGUAAACCUAUAAGAAUAAAAACUGACGAGACGCAUACAGCA